Molecule: messenger RNA, 594 nt
Organism: Cadophora gregata
Lineage: Eukaryota; Fungi; Ascomycota; Leotiomycetes; Helotiales; Ploettnerulaceae
Exons: 2
Coding region: 1-594 (197 amino acids)
Source: RefSeq, a predicted model, not a curated record
AUGAAGCUCUCCCUCCUCCUGACCAGCGCCUUCCCCCUGCUCGCCUGCGCCCUCCCCUACACAGAUCUCAAGACAGGCAUCUCAUACUCGGCCUUCUUCGAUACAACAGGCUACAGCUUCGGUAUUGCACUGCCCGUCAAUGCAACGGGCGACUUCAUCGGGUUGGUGACGGGUAAGGGAUCAGGUUGGUCGGGUAUCUCGCUUGGUGGCUCAAUGGUCAACAAGCUGCUGAUCGCGGCUUGGGCGAAUGGAAAGACGCCGAUUGCCAGUUUUAGGAAGACGCCAAGAACAGGCUCACCCCCGGAGGUAACAGGCACAUUCAGCCUCGUCCCGAUUGCCAAUGGGACCUACACCAACACGACGCACUGGUCUCUCACAUUCCUCUGCAAAGCCUGUAUCCUGACUGAUGGGACAACGUUCGCGCGUACUUCUGCGACAGAUAUGCUGGGCUGGGCUUACAGUUCUGCUGCUCCUGUCACACCUGCGAGCAAGUCGACAACGUUCACAAAACACACGAAGCAAGGCCAAUAUUCCGCAGAUCUUGCGGCUGCCCGAUCCCCGCUGUUCGAGACGUGGGCUGGCCUGGCGAAGUGA